AUGCUGUGCAUUCUCCCAGACGAGCUGCUGCUCAUUACCGGCGCGACCGGUCACAUUGGUUUCUGCGUCCUUCUUCAGGCUCUCCGAGCUGGACACACCGUCCGAUGCGCAGUUCGCUCAGAGGCGAAAGCCGCCUUCAUCCGUUCGAGGCCACAGAUUCUCGCACUCAACCUCCCCCGCGCCAGGCUCAACUUCUCCAUCGUGCCCGAUAUCACCGCUGACGGUGCCUACGAUGAGGCCAUCCGUGGAGUUUCACACGUCAUCCACGUCGCCUCGCCCCUGGCGACAUCAUACGCCGUCCCUCCUGAGAAGCACCAGGAGUUUUUCAUCCAGCCCGCCAUGCGCGGCACCCUAGGCAUGCUUGAGGCCGCCAGGCGAGCGGGCACCGUCCGCCGCGUGGUCAUCACCAGCUCUAUCGUUGCGCUUCUUUCAGUGGCGCAGAUGGAGGGUCACGAGCGCCGCGAGAAGGCCGUUCUGCCCACUGAGAGGGCAGGCUUCAAGCCAGAGCCAUAUGAGAGCGAGUUUGCGGCGUACGCCGCCUCCAAGGUCGCGGCUUUGCUGGGCGCGGAGGCGUGGCUCGCGAGGGAGAAGCCCGACUUUGACGUCGUGCACUUCCACCCGUCUUUUGUCCUGGGACGCAACGAUCUUGCCACCAGCGCAACUGAGGCGAUCAAGGGAACCAACGCUGUUGUUCUCGCUACGAUCUUGGGCAAGAAGUGGGGAUGCAGCUUCGCCGGUGCGACUGUCCACGUCGACGACGUCGCGCGGGCCCAUGUACAGGCCCUCUCUCCUUCUGUUCCCGGCAACAGGAGCUACAUCCUCAGCACAAAGGCCCGUUGGAACGACGCCAAGCUCAUCUCGAAGAGAUGUUUCCCCGAAGCAGCCCAGAGGAAGAUGAUCAGCAGCAGCGGGUCAGUGGGCACGACGCCCCUCGACUUUGACGCCUCCGCGACUGAGGAGAUCUUUGGGUUCAAGCUGCAAAACUUCGAGGAGCAGGUGAAGAGCGUGGUUGGACACUUCCUGGAGUUGAGGUUGCGUCGGCCGGCUGCUUCAUCUGGCGGGGAGCUGAGAGAGAAGGCCUCUGCUGGGGCCUUGAGGUCUGGGAUCGUGGCUGCAAACGCCUAG
Colletotrichum truncatum is the source of this 1125-nucleotide messenger RNA. RefSeq lists its product as uncharacterized. Lineage: Eukaryota; Fungi; Ascomycota; Sordariomycetes; Glomerellales; Glomerellaceae. Gene Ontology annotation, molecular function: oxidoreductase activity, acting on the CH-OH group of donors, NAD or NADP as acceptor. The record is from RefSeq and is a predicted model, not a curated record.